This is a messenger RNA of Helianthus annuus (common sunflower), 1386 nucleotides long. RefSeq lists its product as uncharacterized. Gene Ontology annotation, biological process: DNA repair; telomere maintenance. NCBI's taxonomy places the organism in Eukaryota, Viridiplantae, Streptophyta, Magnoliopsida, Asterales, Asteraceae. The record is from RefSeq and is a predicted model, not a curated record. Gene Ontology annotation, molecular function: DNA helicase activity. The coding region runs from base 1 to 1386 and encodes 461 amino acids. The transcript has 3 exons.
AUGACUAUGUUUACAGAAUGGAUGAAAUGUAACCAAACGGAUGCAUUUGCUAGAACAUUGAAGUAUAUAGAGUUUCCAAGACACUUUGUAUGGAUACGCAAAGAACGAAAGUGGAUUCGUAGAAAAAGGCCUUUUGGUGCUGUUGGUAGGAUACAUUAUGUACCUCCAUCACUUGGUGAUUGUUAUUUCUUGAGAAUUUUAUUGAAUCACGUUAUAGGACCAAUGAGUUUUGAUGAUAUAAAAACAAUUGAUGGAAAAAUUUACCAUACCUUUAAAGAUGCAUGCUUCACUCGCGGUCUGUUGGACGAUGAUAACGAGUAUAUAAUUGCCAUGAAGGAAGCAAGCACAUGGUCCACUUCUGAUUUCUUGCGUACAUUUUUUGUAAUGCUGUUGAUGUCAAAUUCCAUUUCUAGGCCCGGUCAUUUCUGGACACAAAUAAAAACUCUAUUGUGUGAAGACAUAUUAUAUCAGCAACGGAGGGUUACUGGUAUUCCUGAUUUGGUUCUUCCAGAGGAAGAGAUUGAAAAGAUUUGCUUAUCACAUAUCGAAAAAUUGUUACUUGCUUAUGGAAGUACGUUAAGCUGCUUUUCUGACAUGCCAAAUGUUCCUGGCAACUACAUUUCAGCAGCGAACAAUCAAAUGAUAAUGAAAGAACUUUCGUAUAAUCGGGCUAGCUUAAAAAUGGAACUUGCAUCUUUCUUAAAAUCUUUAACUGAUGAACAGCAAAAAGUGUAUCAAACCGUCAUGAAUGCAGUUGCUAAAGGAAGUGGAGCUGCGUUACGUUCCAAAGGUGAAGUUGUUUUGAAUGUUGCAUCCAGUGGUAUUGCAUCACUUCUAUUAGAUGGCGGUAGAACAACUCAUUCCAGAUUUGUAAUUCCAAUAAACGUUAACGAGGAUUCCAUAUGCUCUAUAGAACCACACAGUGAGCUAGGAGGCUUAAUAAAAGAAACUAAGAUGAUAAUCUGGGAUGAAGCGCCAAUGACACAUAAGCAUUGUUUUGAAGCUUUGGAUAGAACAAUCAGAGAUAUAGUCCGUUCCAGUAGUCCUUCCUUGCAUUCCAAGCCUUUUGGCGGAAAGAUAGUCCUUUUUGGCGGUGAUUUUAGACAAAUCUUUCCAGUCAUUCCAAAAGGUACAAGAAGCAUGAUUGUAAAUUCUUCAUUGAAUUCUUCUUAUAUCUGGCAGGAUUGUCAGUUACUCAAACUAACUGAAAACAUGAGGUUAAAAUUCGGUAAAAAAGCAAGUAAUCUUCACGAGACCAAGGAGUUUGCUGAAUGGAUUUUACACCUUGGUGAUGGUCUACUUGUGAUCCAAAUGAUGGAGAGGUGGAGAUUGAAAUUCCAGAUGAUCUACUUAUACUUGAUGAAGUCAAUCCUAUAUCUUCAUUGA